Pieris napi is the source of this 5024-nucleotide messenger RNA. It is a transcript of the gene pns, whose product is annotated as DENN domain-containing protein 5B. The transcript is spliced from 24 exons. The coding region runs from base 282 to 4280 and encodes 1332 amino acids. The record is from RefSeq and is a predicted model, not a curated record. Gene Ontology annotation, molecular function: small GTPase binding; guanyl-nucleotide exchange factor activity. NCBI's taxonomy places the organism in Eukaryota, Metazoa, Arthropoda, Insecta, Lepidoptera, Pieridae.
CCCUCGCUGCCACUCGAUUAAAAAAUUCGAGCGUGCGUGUUUUGCUGAAGAGUGCGAACUUGUGUGUGUGUUAUUUCACGUAUACAAAGUGUUUAGCUUUUCAAUAAAAAAAUGAUAAUUUGAGAAAUAUAACAAUUUAAGUAAAACAAUAACCAUUUACAUAUCCUAAAUCUGUAAAGUAUGAUUUUUCUGCGCUCCACGUAAAUCUAACAAUGAUAAAAUUCUAUGCAAGAUCGCAAGUGGAAGAGAAAGUAUCUCACAAUAGUAAAUAACGGGUCGAUAUGAAUAUGUCUGUCAGCGAUUUAUCAGUAGGAUGUCGAUUUGCAGACUAUUUUGCCAUAUGUGGUUUAGAUUUUGAUUCAGGCUUAGAGACAGACAGACUUUCAGGUGAUAACUUACAUAUAUCUCCAUUGGACCGUUCCUAUAAAGGAAAAGUACUUGCACACUAUCCUGAUAAUCUCCAUAACAAUGCCUUUGAUGAGCAUGCUGUAUGUAUGCUCUGCUUGCCAACUGGACUCCAAUUUCGCACUCAGAAGCACUCACUAGAACCAAAGUUUCACAGUUUUGUAGUUACUCGAGAAAAUGCAUCAAGAUAUUAUGGCUGCAGCCUCAUAUUUUAUGAAGAAGUUAGAAAUCGUAAUAUAUGUAGUGCCAUGCAUACAUUGCAGGCUAUGUACAUUACAGAGUUAUCGAGUGGUCAAACGCCACCAGGGCAUAGAAAGAACUCAGGCAAGGAAAGCUCAAGAUCACUGCCAAGAUCAUUUAAACUAUCACCUCAUACAGGAUCUGCUUUAACAUAUUAUGAUAUAACCAAAGACAAACUUUAUGUAGCCAAAUGUAUAGCACUCAUAUGCCAAUACCCGUUUAUUCGGGUAGCACAGUUAUUUUUAGAGAAUUUAUUUAGGUCAUUGCCUCGUCAACCAGGGCCAGGUCUUAGCCCUGAAUCAUAUGUAUAUAAUUUAUUAUAUGAAGUGCCAGUACCUUUGCCGGGACAAGCCUUAAGGCUGUAUGUCCCUCCACCAGAGCCACACCUGGAUCCUAUACCAGUUGUGAUAAGAAUGCCAAAUCCACCAGAAGAACUACCCCUUCUUGAUUACCCACUGCGCAUAAUGUUUAAUAUUCUGGGUGUUGAAUGUAUUGUCCAAUUGUUUACCUGUGUUUUAUUGGAGCAUCAAGUUUUACUUAGGUCUACUGAUUAUAACAAGCUUAUGCUAGUAGCGGAAUGCAUUGUGUCAUUGUUGUUGCCAUUUACGUGGGCUCACGUAUACGUACCAAUACUGCCAGCGCCACUUUACCAUUUUCUCGAUGCGCCGGUUCCAUUCGUUAUGGGACUACACUCUGAUGGUACAACAAUAGUAGGAUCAAAUGGUCUUAGGAACAUAGCUCUAAGCUCUGAAGCGGCUCUCUGUUUAGUCGAUAUCGAUAAACCCGAUAUUCAGUUACCCGAAGAACUGCCAAUAUUUCCUCAUAGAACGCCUUUUAUUGAAGAACUCAAUCAUGUAUUGGAUAAACACCAGAUACAAAGACCAGAAACAGAGCCAACGAAGCUUGGAGUACCAUUGAAUGGGACAUCGUACAAACAUAUGAAUGACGGGAUGAGUAGCAGCUGUACUUUACCCUCAGGCGGUCUUCGUCGCAAACACUCAUUCCACGAUGUGUUAGAGUGGGAUGAAAGUAGGCCGCUAAACGCGUCGCCGCCCAGUUCCCCUACGAGACGUCAUCCGAGGAGAUUAGACGCCUUGCAACGGAUCGUUGAUAUUGUUAAGCGAACUGGUGUCAAUAUAGACGAUGUUGAUUCAGAGACAGUGAUGCCAACGACCAAGAAAAUAAUACUCAACGAUGAAGAUCAAUACAAUGAAGAUAUUCGUUUUAAUAUAGGUAUACGAGAAACGUUCCUGAAUCGGUUCGUUCAUAUGUUCCUAAUGUAUGAAAACUUCGUUAUUAUGCCUGAUCAGGAUCGGGAUUCGUGGCUGUCAUCCCGCGAGUCUAUGGUGAAUUUUGAUAAAGCAUCAUUUUUGUCUGACCAACCCCAAAGGCAUAGACCAUUCCUUUCACGUUUUUUGGAAACUCAGAUGUUUGCGACCUUAAUCGACAACAAAAUUAUGGCGAAUUGGGGCGAAUUUGAUGCGAAUCUCCAAGUAUUUGAGCACAGGAUUAAAAUUGUUAGACGUCGUCUGGGUGAAGGGGGACUAGCUACACGCGGUUACAGCGUGUGGGCCGGCGCUGCCUCCGCUAAUAGUGUGUGGAGCCCCGCUGAAUUGGAAGUUGGGGCCCCGGGGGAAAGGCUUCCGCAUCGAGCUGCGUACUAUCGAGCGUUUCCUGCCCGUUUAGACGCGAACGCACUCGCACCCCCGCCAACGUCCGAUCGAAGAACAAAUAGUUUGAAGAGAAUCAAAAAUGCCAAAUGGCAGGUUAAAGAUUGCCCCCCAGAGUUGCUACUCGGUGAUAUUGGAAGGCGUCUGUCGACUGAUGUUACACCCGCGGCAAUUGCACAAAAUAAUAGGACCUUUGUUGAGAAACUUCUUAAGGAGUGCAAGAGUAAAACAAAACGAAUGCUCCUAGAGAAGAUGGGUACAGAAGAGAGUGACUUAGGCUUAGGUUCGGAAGUAUCAAUUACAGGAAUAGAAGAAAGCACAAUGAUAGCGUCAUUGUGUGAUUUAUUGGAACGACUCUGGUCUCAUGGACUCCAGCAUAAGAUGGGGAAGUCAGCUCUGUGGAUGCAUUUAAUGAAUUACCAAGAGUUGGAGCAGUGUAGUAAUAAUUCAAAGGCAAUUGAUCCUAAUUAUUUGACGCCAGCUUUGGCUUGGUGUGUUUUACGAAAACGAUUGGAUUACCUAUCAUCAGUGGGUGCUGAAGUAGAAGCCCAGCAGUGCACAAGCACAAAUCGAUCCAGGGACAGCUCUCGAGGUGGAUCCCGAGAUAGCUCUCGAGACAGAUUGAGUAACUCCAGCACAUUGGAACGGAGGUCGUCCCAGCCUCAUAAUCCUUUACGAGCGUUGCCUGAAAAUCUCACUUUUGACAUGAGAAAUGUACAAGCCAUGACAGAUAUAAAAACCGAAAUAGGUUACGCCCGUGCGUGGGUGAGACUGUCGCUAGAAAAGAAGCUGUUAUCAAAACAUCUAAGAGAACUUCUCUCUGACACAACAUUACUGAGGUCCCAGUACAAAAGGACUGCGUUCUUGCGAUGCGAAGAGGAGAGAGAACAAUUUCUAUAUCACUUGUUAACGUUGAAUGCUGUUGACUAUCACUGUUUUACGAAUACGUAUCCAACUACAAAGUUACCAUAUAGGGUACUCAUAGUGCCGUCGCGUAAGGCAAGUCAAACGACUGCCAACUGCUGGCUGUCCAUAUCUGGGGCUAAUGGAGAAUCGACACCAAAGAUACCGAUUCCACGAAACACUAACGAAUUUGUUUUUCAUCAUAAGAAUCUCGGAAUCCUUUCCACGUUACGAAUUGGUCACGACAACUCGGGCUUGUCGCCACGGUGGUUACUGGAUCAUAUAUAUGGGAGAAACGAAGUCACUGGUCAUACAUAUUUAUUCCCAUGCAACAGAUGGCUAGGGACAGGCGUAGAUGACGGGUCUACUGAAAGGGUGCUUGUAGCAGCCAGAUCUCGGCAACGUCAGUCCAGGCAAAGUGAACAGGCGCAAGCGGCUCUUUCCCCUACUACAACGCAUUUAUCAACCUCUACUAUACAGCAUAUGAUUGGUGAUUGCGUUAAUGCGAUAGUUAAAUGGCAUUAUCAAACAAAGCGGGAGAAAGACGCCAACUCACUCAGCGUGUUAUUGUGUGGCGAGAAUGGCUUGGUUAAAUGUUUGGAGCAAGCGUUUCUGUGUGGUUUCAAAUCUGCAAGACUGUUUGGGAAGAAUCUCUUUAUUUGGGACUAUUUUAUGAGAGUGAAAGACGAAUUCAAGAUGAGCUUGUGUGAUGAGGGGAAUUUGCAAGGGAACAAGAGUUGUGGCGUUGCAUACAAUUGCCGGCAGGACCAAGAGCACAGAGCUAUAUGGAGGUGUUAUUGCCACUUAAUGGACGAGAUCAAUUCGGUUGGAAGGACUCUGGGAAAAGAUGGAAAGUUCCAGUUAUUUGUUUGUCUUAGCUUGCGUGAACAUUGGCUUCAUAGAAUGCUUGUACCGAUGUCAAUGACCCGCGUGACCACAGAAAUGUAUGAAGAACAAAGCUUCCUUCGUAAGCGUGGUUUACUUACGUUUUUGAGGCAAAUAUUGGAACCGCUCGAUGAAUUUGAUAUUGUUCUAGAAAACUCGUUAACUCAAGGUAUUUAAGUUUAAGCGAACCUGUUAUUUCCAGUGAAAUUCGAUGUCAGAUUUAGAAGAUUGCUUUAAUUGUAGUAAGAGAUGGAAAAUUUCUAACGUUAAGUGAUAGCUCUUAGAUGCGCGUGGCGCUAGCUCAAAAUCGCUGCGGUACAAAUAAAACUUGACAAAUGACAUGGCACUGACAUCUGACAUUUGAUGUUUGUUCACAGACUGUCGGUAACAUAGAAUUGUCAAAACUAUGUUACCGACAGUCUGUAUACGAAUAGUUUGCAUUAUUACUUGAAAACGAUGUGAAAUUUUAAAUUACAAAAAUGAAUUGUCAAACUGACAUGUCAUCUGUCAAGUAUUAAGAGUUGAUCCACCAGCGCAUUUAAGUUAGCGCAAUUGCGCAAGGCAGCCAGAUAUAAUUGCAAUAGGGAUUUUUUAUUAAAUUGUUUAAUAUUUUUCGUUCUGGAAUCUGUUUUUAGUGCUUUAGUCAUAUAAGAGUAUGAUACAUGCGUUAUACUUUAUGCAUUUUUACUAAUUACUUUUUUUUUUUUUUUUUAUAAAUUUUAUUGUGACUUUUUUUAUUUGUGAGUGAUAAAGACAAAACAUUGUACUAUUUCAGGCGUAUUCUUAGCUUAGUUUUAGACAGAAAUUAUGGUAAUUAAACUUUCUCGACGUUGUUUACCUCAAAAUUUAGAAAUUUUAAGAGAAAUAUGUCCGACUUUACAUAUUAUUUAUAUUUUAAUUAAUAGUAGAUUAAAUGUCUAA